Naegleria gruberi is the source of this 498-nucleotide messenger RNA. RefSeq lists its product as uncharacterized. NCBI's taxonomy places the organism in Eukaryota, Heterolobosea, Eutetramitea, Acrasida, Naegleriidae. The record is from RefSeq and is a predicted model, not a curated record. Bases 1 to 498 code for a protein of 165 amino acids. Gene Ontology annotation, molecular function: calcium ion binding. The transcript has a single exon.
AUGGCAUCACUCACUCAUUGUACCUCCCGAUCGGUCAUUCACAGUCUCUUCAAGAAAUACGAUCAAGAUAAUUCCAAUUCUAUCAAUAUUUCUGAAAUGAAGAAUUUAUUUGUUGCGGAUAUGGGAAUUAACUUCUCCGAUGAUAAUUUGAUGGCCAUUCAAAUGUAUAUGGACAAGGAUUCCGAUGGUAAAAUUUCCUUUGAUGAAUUUUUUAAUUAUUGGACAACUAUUGUGAAGAAUGAUGAAGAUAUUGUAACAAAACCAGAGAGCAGUGAAAGAUUAUACCGAUUGACCUAUGCUGCACUCUUAUUCAAGAAUACAGACACAAGUGGAAAUAGACAAAUAUCGAGAGAGGAAUUUGUUUCCUUCUAUCAACAAUUGUACAAUAAUUAUUCUGCAAAUAUGGCUGAUAUUGAUUAUGCUUUGAAUUAUAUUGAUACUGACAAGUCGGGUUCUUUGAGUUUCCAAGAAUUGAUUAAUUGGUUGAGAUGGUUGUAA